Malassezia vespertilionis is the source of this 1278-nucleotide messenger RNA. RefSeq names its product adenosylmethionine decarboxylase (gene SPE2). NCBI's taxonomy places the organism in Eukaryota, Fungi, Basidiomycota, Malasseziomycetes, Malasseziales, Malasseziaceae. Gene Ontology annotation, biological process: spermine biosynthetic process; spermidine biosynthetic process. Gene Ontology annotation, cellular component: cytosol. The transcript has a single exon. The record is from RefSeq and is a predicted model, not a curated record. Bases 1 to 1278 code for a protein of 425 amino acids. Gene Ontology annotation, molecular function: adenosylmethionine decarboxylase activity.
AUGAGCGCGGCGGCGGCGGAAGAGCAAUGGGACGAUACGGAUACGCGCAACCUCGACAUGAGCGAUCUAGCAGGUCCAUUUGAAGGGCCUGAAAAGCUGCUGGAAAUCUGGUUCGCGCCGUCCGUGCAGGACUUGCCCGAGUGUGCGUCGCUGCAGGUGGACGACCUGCCCACGAAGCGCACCGGACUGCGCCGUGUGCCGAAGAGUACGUGGGAGCAGAUGCUCGAGCUGGUCAAGUGCAAGACGUUGAGCGUCGAGAGCAAUGCGGAGAUGGAUGCCUACUUGCUGAGCGAAUCGUCCAUGUUUGUUUUCCCCCACAAGCUGAUCCUAAAAACGUGCGGCACCACCACACUGCUACUGGGCCUCGAGCGUCUCUUGCGCAUUGCGACGACGGCGCUGUUUGACGACGAGCAUGUGCCGUACGGCUCGUCGGUCUCGAGCACACACUUGGACGCGGCACUUGCUCUGUGCACGACCGAGGCGCGGCAGCUCGCCGCGCAUGUAUACCGCUGCUUUUACUCGCGCAAGAGCUUCAUGUUCCCAGAAAAACAAAAGGGCCCGCACCGCGACUGGAUGCUCGAGACGGCGCUCCUCGAUCGCUACUUUGCCUCGGGCUCCGCGUACACGGUCGGCCGCAUGAACGGCAACCACUGGCUUUUGUACAUGGCGUGCAACGACCGCCGCACCACACACACCGUCCCGAGCAACGACAUGACGCUAGAGAUCCUCAUGACCGAGCUCGCGCCCGACGCGUGCGCCCACUUUGCUUUCGACGCACCGAGUACGCCAAACGUGGACAAAGCGCUCCGCGAUGCACACGCGCUCGGCGCUGGUGUGUCACGGCGCAUUGGACUCGCGUCCUUGUUUCCAAGCAUGCAGCUCGAUGCGUUUGCUUUUGAGCCGUGCGGGUACUCGGCCAAUGCGCUGGUGCCUGCCGCCGAGGCGCACGCGGGAGGGUACUGGACCGUGCACGUCACGCCCGAGCAAGGGAGCAGCUAUGCGAGCUUCGAGACAAACAUUGCGCUUGAAUGCGACACGCCCACAGCGAGCGAUCGUGCAGCGCGGUACGCGACCAAUGCACAUACCCUCACCGAGCGUGUGCUCGGCGUGUUCCGCCCGCGGAGCUUUACCCUGACGCUCUUUGUCUCUGCCGAGGAGCAUUCGGAUACCUAUGGAGUGCCUCUGCGCACGCUCGAAAUCGACGGCUACCGCAAACGCGAUCAGAUCGUGUACGAGUUCGAGGGGUACAAGCUAUUAUUCCUUUCUUUCCAACUGUAG